AUGAUACUACCACUUUAUAAUGCCUUGGAUUUGUGUGGGGCUACCACCUGUGACACCCUGGGAAUGGCAGAUGUCGGCACCAUGUGUGACCCCAAACGCAGUUGCUCCGUCAUUGAGGAUGAUGGUCUUCCUUCCGCUUUUACUACAGCUCAUGAGCUAGGACAUGUGUUCAACAUGCCCCAUGACAACGUGAAGGCUUGUGAAGAAGUCUUCGGUAAACUGAAGACCAACCAUAUGAUGUCUCCCACUCUCAUCCAAAUUGACCGUAUCAACCCAUGGUCACCUUGUAGCACGGCCAUCAUCACUGACUUCCUGGACAGCGGACAUGGGGAUUGCCUCUUGGACCAACCCACCAAGCCGAUCUCCUUGCCUCAAGAACUUCCCGGUUCCAGCUACAACCUCAACCAGCAGUGUGAGCUGGCCUUUGGCAUUGGCUCCAAGCCUUGCCCUUACAUGCAGUACUGCACCAAGCUUUGGUGCACCGGGAAGGCUCGCGGCCACAUCAUGUGUCAGACCCGUCACUUCCCUUGGGCCGAUGGCACCAGCUGUGGAGAAGGAAGGUUCUGCAUAAAAGGUGCCUGUGUGGAGAGGCAUAACAUCAGUAAGUACCGGGUGGAUGGCAACUGGGGGAAGUGGGCACCUUAUGGAUCCUGCUCAAGGACGUGUGGUGGAGGUGUCCAGUUGGCUAAACGUCAAUGCAACAAUCCCCCUCCAGCCAACGAAGGGAAGUAUUGUGAAGGGGUUCGAGUUAAGUACCGUUCCUGCAGUUUGGAUCCCUGUUUUGCUUCAGUUCCAGGGAAGAGUUUUCGGGAAGGCAUGGCUACAACUUUGUGGUGCUCCUCCCAGCUGGUGCCUCCAGCAUUGACAUCCGUCAGAGAGGCUACAAGGGUCUGAUUAGUGAUGACAAUUACCUGGCCUUGAAGAAUGCACACGGCAAAUACCUUCUGAAUGGACAUUUCAUUGUCUCCGCGGUGGAAAGGGACUUAAUAGUCAAGGGCAGCGUGAUUCGCUAUAGUGGAACAAGUACAGCAGUGGAAAGCCUCCAAGCCUUUAUGCCCAUCCAGGAACCCCUGACGGUGGAAGUGCUAUCAGUUGGGAAGAUGACGCCACCUCGAGUACGCUACUCCUUCUACCUGCCCAAAGAAAGCAAAGAGGACAAGUCUUCCUACCACCGUAAAGAUGGGAAGCGUCCUCCCGUCCUCAACAACAGUAUUCUCAGCCUGUCCAACCGCCUGGACCUGGGUCAGCUGGAUUACAAACGCCCCGCUUACAAGUGGGCUACCACCAACUGGGAAGACUGUUCGGUCACUUGUGGCAACGGUCUGCAGAAACGCAUGGUUUUGUGUCGCGAUGCCCUGGGCCAGCUGGCUUCCUCUUGCGAUGCCACUCAGAGGCCUGUUGACAUCAGGAUAUGCGGAGAUCCUUGCCCAACGUGGGAGGCGUCUCCCUGGUCCUCGUGCUCCAAAACUUGUGGCAGGGGUUUUAAAAGGCGCAUACUGAGAUGCACAGGGCGGGGUGGUACCCUCCUGCCCCGUGAACGCUGCAACCUCAGGAAGAAACCGCAGGAGUUGGACUUUUGCACCCUGAGACCUUGCUGACCGGGCGGUCUCCACAAUUGACCAAAGUCAAAUGUGCUACUUUCUGAACUCUCGGUGAUCAAGUGGCUGAAAGUGUAAAAAAAAUGGCCUCUGGGGGGAGGGAGUGGGAUCCAGCUGUGUCGAAGGAGGUCCGUUACGUAGUGCAUUUUGACCAAGAACAUUCUAAGAGGGGAGACGAAGAGUACCAAUAAGAAGGGGGCUUGACAGAGGUUUUGACCAUCCAGUCACUUAGUGGUAAAGCAGAAGUAAACAACUACCUCGAAAUUGCCCAAACCUCCUAGAAGUUAUCACCAUUCAGCCAUGUAUUCUGUGGCCCCGAAGGAGAAGGCAAGGCCAGAAACUGAAUAUCAGAACUAUCUUGAGAUGGACCAAAGAUAAAGAAGGUGAUUCCUUAGAGCCGUGGCUCUAAAUCCUUUCCAAAAAUCAUAAAAAAAGAUCUAAAAUAUAAAAGGGACUCUUAGGACCACCCACCUCCUUCAACUCCUAGGGUUAUAGUGGACCAUAAGGAAGUACCAUUGAGCCUAGAAGGAAAGAAUUGUAAGACUUCUAUGAGUAUAACAUGGUACCCUUAAGAAAGAACGUGAUAUCCUAGCUCGGAUGGAAUUGCAAGUCUCUAGACACACAUGGGGUUCAUUCUUCCGUACAGGACUAAUAACCAGUCACUGAUUGGUAGCUACCAAUUAAUAUUUUAAGAGCAAUGUGCAUUUUAAUGGUGCUGGACCAAAUUGCCUCUGAAGGGUUGGCUUUGCCUGCUUCUUAUGGUUCGUGCCAAGAGAUCUACCAUGUUGGGUAAGGUGGAGCUGCAUCUUAUUUUCCUGUUCCUUAGUUUGAAUAGGGAUGUCUCUUUCUACUUUUCUUCCUUGCUUUUGUUAUUUAAGCCCACGUAUUCUCCAGGGUCACUGUUUCAUGUUAGAAUUCUCCAAUCCAGAGUACAUCUUCAAAAUACGUGCAAACACCUGAACAUUGGAGUUUGGAUUCAGGCCAGGCUAACUUUGUCCUUUUUAUGAAAAAAAGAAAAGAAAAGGGGAUGAACUUAAUGCUCCCAGAAUGGUUCUGCUGGAGCACUUGAACAUGAUCAGAAAGCAAGAGAGAAAGUAUUGUUGUAACUAAUACCCAACUAAUCAAGGAGAGAACCAACCUAGAACCAAGGAGAAAUUUCCUGACAAUUAGAACAAU
Molecule: messenger RNA, 2774 nt
Organism: Thamnophis sirtalis
Lineage: Eukaryota; Metazoa; Chordata; Lepidosauria; Squamata; Natricidae
Source: RefSeq, a predicted model, not a curated record